AGCCAUUCAAUUGUUUUUUUAUUUUAAAGUUUCGCGGUUAUAUCCCCAAAUUCUUCCAUUUCUUCUCUUUCUCUCCUCCAUUUUCAAGCUUCUAGCAAUCCAAUCAACAGCCAAGUAAAUAAAUAAAUUCCCAUCGGAGAAGAAGCUCGCGUUUUACUUGAUCGCUUCUUCUUCUUCUUCGGCUUCCCUCAAUGUUCUCCGAAACUGUGCCGUCUCGAUCCGAACCUGGUAACUGAGGAAAUUCCUCAUGGCGCCAUCUAGAAAAUCUAAAAGUGUAAAUAAGAAGUUUUCUUAUGUUAAUGAGGUUGCUUCUAGUAAAGAUGGAGAUAGUAGUGCUAAGAGAAGCGGGCAACGGAAAAGGAAGUUGUCUGACAUGUUAGGGCCUCAAUGGACUAAGGAAGAGCUUGAGCGUUUCUAUGAAGCGUAUCGCAAGUAUGGGAAAGAUUGGAAGAAGGUUGCUACUGUGGUACGAAAUCGAUCUGUGGAAAUGGUAGAAGCUCUGUACACUAUGAAUAGGGCCUACUUAUCUCUCCCGGAAGGCACUGCUUCUGUGGUUGGACUCAUAGCGAUGAUGACUGAUCACUAUUGUGUUAUGGGAGGAAGUGAUAGUGAACAAGAAAGCAAUGAGGGCGUGGGAGCUUCUCGGAAACCUCAGAAGCGUAGUAGGGGAAAACUUCGAGAUCAACCCUCUAAAAGUUUAGAUAAGUCAUUUCCUGAUCUUUUGCAAUUUCAUUCAGCUGCAUCAAGUUAUGGUUGCUUGUCAUUGUUGAAGAGGAGACGCUCUGAAAGUAGGCCCCGUGCUGUUGGAAAAAGGACUCCUCGUGUUCCUAUUUCUUUUUCUCAUGACAAAAACAAAGGAGAAAGGUACUUUUCACCUAUUAGGCAGGGCAUGAAACUAAAGGUGGAUACCGUUGAUGAUGAUGUUGCUCAUGAGAUAGCAUUAGUUUUGACGGAGGCAUCACAAAGAGGUGGAUCUCCUCAAGUUUCUCGAACACCAAACAGAAAAGCAGAGGCAUCUUCACCUAUUCUCAACAGUGAAAGGAUGAAUGCUGAGUCAGAAACUACUAGUGCCAAGAUUCAUGGUAGUGAAAUGGAUGAGGAUGCUUGUGAAUUGAGCUUAGGAAGCACUGAAGCUGAUAAUGCUGAUUAUGCUAGAGGUAAAAAUUAUUCAAUGAAUAUAGAAGGGACUGGUACCAUUGAAGUUCAACAGAAGGGAAAAAGAUACUACAGAAGGAAGCCAGGGGUUGAGGAAAGUGUAAACAAUCAUCUGGAAGACACAAAAGAAGCCUGUAGUGGGACGGAAGAAGAUCAAAAGUUAUGUGAUUUCAAGGGAAAGUUUGAAGCAGAGGUUGCAGAUACCAAACCUUCUAGAGGCUCCAUCAAGGGUCUAAGGAAAAGAAGUAAAAAAGUGUUGUUUGGGAGAGUUGAAGACACUUCCUUUGAUGCCCUGCAAACUCUAGCAGAUCUGUCCUUGAUGAUGCCAGAAACUGCUGCUGAUACUGAGUCAUCUGUGCAGUUCAAGGAAGAGAAAAAUGAAGUUGUUGAGAAGACUAAACUGAAAGGAAACCAUCCUGUUUCUGGAGCUAAAGGCACUGCCCCCAAAACAUGUAAACAGGGAAAAGUUUUUGGUCAUGAUGUUCGUGCUAUUCCCGAGGCAAAGGAGGAAACACACCCAGGUAAUGUUGGAAUGCGGAAAAGGAGACAGAAGUCCUCACCAUAUAAAUUGCAGAUUCCAAAAGAUGAAACUGAUGCUGAUUCUCAUUUGGGUGAAUCUCGAAACAUUGAGGCUUUAGAUGAGGUAAAGAAUUUUCCAAGCAAAGGUAAACGCUCUAAUAAUGUUGCACAUUCAAAGCAAGGGAAAUCAGUGAGACCUCCAGAGCAUCGUUCCUCAAGUACUGAUCAUGGAAGGGACUUGAACAAUUCAGCUCCAUCUACCAUACAGGUUUCACCUGUUAACCAGGUCAACCUACCCACAAAAGUCAGGAGUAAGAGAAAGAUAGAUGCACAGAAACAAGUGAUUGGGAAGGAUAUAAAGUCCUCUGAUGGUAUUGUGAAGGGAAAAUUUAGUGUUCCAGUUAGUUUAUUCCAUGACAGAGCACUCAAUCUGAAGGAAAAGCUUUGUAACUUCCUAUGUCCAUAUCAAGCACGGAGAUGGUGUACCUUUGAGUGGUUCUGUAGUACAAUUGAUUAUCCAUGGUUUGCUAAAAGGGAGUUUGUGGAGUAUUUGGAUCAUGUAGGAUUGGGUCAUGUUCCAAGAUUAACUCGUGUUGAAUGGGGUGUCAUAAGGAGUUCCCUUGGCAAGCCACGAAGGUUUUCUGAGCAAUUUUUGAAGGAAGAAAGAGAGAAGCUUUAUCAAUAUCGGGAAUCUGUUAGAACGCAUUAUGCUGAACUCCGUGCUGGUAUUGGUGAAGGACUUCCAACUGAUUUAGCUCGACCUCUAUCAGUUGGACAGCGUGUUAUUGCUAUUCAUCCAAAAACUAGAGAGAUUCAUGAUGGAAAUGUGUUAAUUGUUGACCAUAGUAGGUACCGGAUUCAAUUUGACAGCACUGAGCUAGGAGUGGAAUCUGUCAUGGAUAUUGAUUGUAUGGCUUUAAAUCCAUUGGAAAAUUUGCCUGCUUCCCUUGUGAGACAAAAUGCUGCUGUCAGGAAAUUUUUUGAGAACUACAAUGAGCUCAAAAUGAACGGGCAGCCAAAAGAAAGCAAGAUGGAAGAGAACAUCAAAUUUGCUUCGUGUGAGGAGAAUGCCAAUAGUCCCUCUCGAACUUCCCCAUCAACUUUCAGUGUUGGCAAUUUAUCACAACUUGUUAAGGUUGAUCCAUCAAGUCCUAAUUUACAACUUAAAGUUGGGCCUAUGGAAACUGUUUAUACUCAGCAGGCAGUAAAUUCCCAGCCUUCUGCUCUGGCGCUGAUACAGGCGAGGGAAGCUGAUGUUGAAGCUCUUUCUCAGUUGACUCGUGCUCUUGACAAAAAGCAUUUGCAGGAGGCUGUGGUCUCUGAACUACGGCGUAUGAAUGAUGAGGUGUUGGAAAACCAGAAAGGUGGGGACAACUCUAUAAAGGAUUCAGAUUCUUUCAAGAAGCAAUAUGCUGCUGUUCUUUUACAGUUAAAUGAAGUCAAUGAGCAGGUUUCUUCUGCUCUCUUUUCCUUGAGGCAACGCAAUACAUAUCAAGGGACCUCCUCAGUUAGAUUGCUGAAGCCCUUGGCUAAAAUUGGUGAGCAUGGUUGUCAGUUGAGCUCUUUUGAUCAUUCUAUGCAUCAUGCCCAAGAAUCUGUAUCCCAUGUGGCUGAAAUUGUUGAAAGUUCAAGAACGAAAGCUCGGUCAAUGGUGGAUGCAGCUAUGCAGGCUAUGUCAUCCUUGAGAAAAGGGGGGAAAAGCAUCGAGAGGAUUGAGGACGCAAUAGAUUUUGUAAAUAACCAGCUUUCGGUGGAUGAUCUUAGUGUGCCUGCUCCGCGGUCUUCUAUCCCAAUAGACUCAGCCCACAGUACGGUAACUUUUCACGAUCAUCUCACUGCCUUUGUGUCAAAUCCACUGGCAACUGGUCAUGCACCUGAUACAAAGUUGCAAAAUUCGUCUGACCAAGACGAUCUUAGAAUCCCUUCAGACCUUAUCGUGCAUUGUGUAGCCACCUUGCUCAUGAUUCAGAAGUGUACAGAAAGGCAGUUUCCACCUGGAGAUGUUGCCCAGGUACUAGAUUCUGCUGUUACUAGUUUGAAGCCGUGUUGUUCACAAAAUCUCUCAAUUUAUGCAGAGAUACAGAAAUGUAUGGGAAUUAUUAGGAACCAGAUAUUGGCGCUGGUACCUACAUAGACCCAGUACUCAUUCCUCGAUUGUUGUUGUAAAAAUUUGUAAGGCUCUUCCCUCAACUCUUAUCCAUCUUAUUUACUCCUUUUUUUACCUUUAAUAGGAAUCAAUACAUGCACCAAUUAUUAUCAACGUAACCUAGUAAAUUCAGUCUGUA
Theobroma cacao (cacao) is the source of this 3959-nucleotide messenger RNA. RefSeq names its product DNA binding protein (gene ALY3). Gene Ontology annotation, molecular function: DNA binding. Gene Ontology annotation, biological process: DNA-templated transcription; reproductive process; regulation of cell cycle. NCBI's taxonomy places the organism in Eukaryota, Viridiplantae, Streptophyta, Magnoliopsida, Malvales, Malvaceae. Gene Ontology annotation, cellular component: transcription repressor complex; nucleoplasm. The record is from RefSeq and is a predicted model, not a curated record.